AUGAGCAGCCCCGUGACUGGCGCCUCCCGUGCACAUGAGCCAGCUCCACGUCCCAGGGCCCAACCCUCCACGUGCACAAAACCCCAGCCUCCGGGUGAGCCAGCCCCCAGUGCCAGAGCAACCCCAGUGCACAUGAGCCAACCCCACGGCACAAGCCGCCUCCACGUGCAUUUUGAGCCACCUCCACUCACUGGCCGGUUGGCUAGUGCCACUAUACAACAAGAGAACAAGUAUGGCGUUGCAUAUAAAGGUCCAAGAAUACGAGGGAAUCCAACACGGGAGCAGCUGAUGUGUGCCUUCCGCCACUCCUCCUUCAGGUCUCUUAGAGAUGGGGAUGAACCAUUCACCUCACAGGGCUUAGCCAAACACUUCCCUAGCAGUGGCCUCCUUGAGGGUCGCUACUUCAACACCUGUGCUGUGGUCAGCAACGCUGGCUCCAUGAAGGGAUCAAAGAUGGGCAACUUUAUAGACUCCCACGAUGCAGUAAUACGCUUCAACCACGCACCCACCGAGGGGUUCGAGGAAGACGUAGGUACGAGGACAACCUUGAGAAUCAUCAACUCUCAGGUUGUAACUAAGCCCAACUUCGACUUCUGGGGCUCACCCCUGUACUCUGGCGUGGCGUUGCUGGUGUGGGAUCCCUGCAAGUAUAAUGCCUCCCUGGACGAGUGGUACAGGUCACCGGACUUUGACUUCUUCCCUGUGUACUUCCGUCGACGACUGAUGCUGCCACAGGAGGACAUGCAUCUGCUGCACCCAGCCUCCCUCUGGCGGGUGUGGGAUGUGCUUCAGAGCCAUACGAACACCCACGUCCUCCCCAACCCACCCUCCUCUGGCUUCCUCGGUGAGCUUCCUCUCAUACCGUCUCCUGCCACAGACAUGCAUCAUCAAAUACUCAUGUUCAGUCGUGCUGUAUAG
Cherax quadricarinatus is the source of this 918-nucleotide messenger RNA. Lineage: Eukaryota; Metazoa; Arthropoda; Malacostraca; Decapoda; Parastacidae. The record is from RefSeq and is a predicted model, not a curated record.